Molecule: messenger RNA, 2144 nt
Organism: Uranotaenia lowii
Lineage: Eukaryota; Metazoa; Arthropoda; Insecta; Diptera; Culicidae
Gene: fest
Exons: 6
Coding region: 420-1598 (392 amino acids)
Source: RefSeq, a predicted model, not a curated record
CCUCGUGUCGUAUGUCACACAAAAAGUUUUCUUCGGCCGGUGGAAACGCCAAGUCAUUUCCAGCAUACUUUCCAAAGUUUCCGUUCGUGUUUUCGCGUAUGUUUGCGGGAUUUUCCUCCGCAGUGAUCCCUCAGGUUGUGGAAAAUUUCAGUGAUUAAAAGUGUUCCCUGCGUAUAAAGAAAAAAGGCUGGCGUUUUUUUUCAAAAAGUGUUCAGAGUAGUAAAUUCGAGAGGUUUUUUUUGCGCAGUAUCGGCAAAAGUGAGCCUAACCCAAAAUUAAGUGGCCUGCAGUGCAAGUGGCCCCUGGCAUUAUCAAUUAUCUUUUUCUAAGAGCCUUUUUCCCAAUAAGUGCAAUAUCCGUGGUGUUGAACGUGACUUAUUUGACACCGAAGAAAGUGACUCUUGUAUAAAACAUCCUAAAUGGCAUCCUCAUCGAGUGCGGGCAAUUUAAACCAGACGGCCAAAAGUGGUAAUCAGCAAAAUAGGCAGCGCAGCCCAUUCACCAAGGUAAAAACCGAAUCAAAACUGAACGUGUCCGCUCCUCCGUUCGUGCUCCCGGCUCGCAUGUCUUGCUCGGCCAAGGUGCUUCGCAGUGGCGAAAGCAUGCCCGAAAUCGGAUAUAUCGGUCCAACGCAUCUGCCCGUCAACAGUCGCAUCUGGAGCAGCAUUUCAAACUAUCCAUUGGAACAGGCUGUUAGCUAUCGAAGUACGACACCCAAUCAACUUUUCCAGUACUAUCAAAGUCAGAAGCAACUGCAACAACAGCAGCAGCCGCAUCAGCAAGUGGUCCAUCGCAUUCCUUCGGCGCCCCGUUUGACCUCCUAUGACAAUCCAUCGAUUCGCCAGUUCGGACCAACGGUUCUCUCAAACUCGGUCAUUCAAUUACGCCUCAGGGAUGCCGUGGUCAUUGAGAUGACCAUCGAUAAAUCUAUCAAGGUGAUUAACCACCAGGAGCGGGUCACGAUGGCUCUUUCCAGUGCCGGGACAUCGUCGACGCUAAAUCAUCCCAACGGAAUUGUGUUCCAGAAUGGCUCCCGAGUCGAUAUUGUGGCCUAUGAUGGGCGCGGAAAGAAUGAUUACAUUCGUUAUGCAAAAAUGUGGCAGAAAGGAAUAAGCCUGACGAGCGAUGGUUGCGCCCUCAUCUAUCUGGUGGAUGCCGCCGGGACUCGCACGACAUCCGAUAUGAUCAACAUGGACAUAAAAGCGGAUUACAUUUCUCCGAUUUUCUACAACGGAACUCGCAUCGGCAAUCAGUACUAUCAGGAAGCAAAUCAGAUUGCCCAGGCUGCCAACUUUUGGUUGAAUGAUGACGGAACGGAAAUCUUUCACCUGAACGGUUUUCGCAUCCAGCAGACGGUAGACGGUUUGGUGAAGGUGGCUCGGAUGAACAACCGGUGCAACAUCAGGACGAGUCCCACCAAUGGCUCUGCCACGAUUACGACGCCCUACAUUCACUGUACUGCCUCGAUGGGCCAGACGUCGCAUCUUUUUGUACGCCGCGAAGAGCGCCGGAUGCAUUUCGAUGGAACUUCGUUCGUCGUUCGCAAUGCUGGACAUUCCGCUGGAUUCGACGAUCGGAACCGACUCCGGGUGUACUAAGGUGGCGCAAUCCAACUUGAAUACGAUGCAUGAAGUGGUCCUGCGACCGAUUCUGCUGAAUGAUUAAUUGUAUAUUAAUGAAGAGAGAGAGACAGAGAAGAGAAAGCGUAGCACGCAGUUUUCCUUCCAGGGAAGGGAAGAGGCGAGCCGCAUGUGCAUUUGGGGGAGGAAAUCUAGUAGUUGUAGCGUGCUCACAAGUUUUAUCUAUUUAUUUUAUUUUGCUUCGUAGAUUUUACCCAGAUUGUGAACACUUUAUCCUAGGAUUUCUCUAUCCGAGUCUUGUUUCCGCUUUAGCUUGAGAUAGAAGGUAGUUGGGUAGGUAAUCAAUCACCUGCCCCAGAAGAGUGCUAACCAGUUUUCCCGGAAGUGAACGAAACACGAUGCUGCAAGUGCACUUCCUGCAUGUGCGCCAGAGGUUUGCCAGAGAUUGUUUCCAGCUGGGCGGAGCGGAAGAGAUGCAAAUUGUAUUGAAUUAAACCUAAAUUUACCUACGUCGUGUCGUGAACAGAUAAAAUAAUAAUAAGAUACUUGCUGAUGUGUAACGAA